Cladocopium goreaui is the source of this 975-nucleotide messenger RNA. The record is from the annotation of a GenBank genome assembly. Lineage: Eukaryota; Dinophyceae; Suessiales; Symbiodiniaceae.
AUGAACCUCGCGUUGCAGGUGGAAGCGCUGUUGCAGUGCCCCUACUUCAGACCCCCGGAGAUGAGCGUUUGGCGCUUUGCCCGGCGAUGGUGCUUGGAAGGUGGAGGUGCGUGUGCUUUCCGCGACGAGCCGGAAGCAGGGGUGCCAGUGACAAAGGAGAACAUUGACAUGGCCAUUUCCAAGGGAUUGAUCUGGGAAUUGCUGCCUCCAAAGGAGGAGCUUGUUGCACGUUCCGGUGGCGAAAGUGAUGCGCAAAGCCAGAGGAGUGAUGGUGUGGCCGAUGCUGCCUCAGGUGGAGCUGAAGAGGUGGCCGCGGAGUUGCCGGAGGAGGCCUUCGCUCGGGAAAAGGAGACCACAACUUCCAUUUCUGGCAGCAGCUUCCUGCGGCUACAGCGGCGCAACGAUUGUGCCCUAAAAGCCUUCGAUGACACAGCGGCAUUGCAUUGCCGUUGUCGAGAGUCUGCGAUGGUAUGUUGGAAUUCAGCCUUGGAAGAACAGGUGGUUGGCGGUUCUCGGCAAGUGCUGGCAUCCAGUUGUCCCAUGCGAAGAGGUGAAGGGACCUAUCGCUUGGACUUGAGGGUGAACACGAGUGGAGAUGCGGCCUUCUUGUUGGAGGUGGGCUUGAUGGUGAGCCCAGAUGAUGGGGUGGCUUUCAAGGUCGAUGCUCCUGGAGCUUGCAGACCGCUACGUCGCGGCGAGUUGCCUGGCAAAAGCGAGCCAUUCUUCCGCAUCCUUUCCUUGAUGGACGUGUUGGUAGAGGGUGUGCGCUUGGCUGUGGAGCUGGAUUUGAAGGAGGACGAGGUGACGCUUUCCAACCUGGAGCCGGGCCAAACGCGAGCUGGUGAGGCCAUCUCCAUCGCUUCCUGGUUGGCGGAACGGAACCGAGCCCAAGUCAUGUCAGUCUGUGGCCAAGAAUAUGUCAACAGGGCGGACAUGGGAGCGGUGGUUGCCUGGAAAGUUCCAUUCCAAGAGUGA